Fragaria vesca subsp. vesca is the source of this 2151-nucleotide messenger RNA. Its product is annotated as protein tesmin/TSO1-like CXC 5-like. NCBI's taxonomy places the organism in Eukaryota, Viridiplantae, Streptophyta, Magnoliopsida, Rosales, Rosaceae. The transcript is spliced from 8 exons. The coding region runs from base 334 to 2151 and encodes 605 amino acids. Gene Ontology annotation, biological process: regulation of DNA-templated transcription. Gene Ontology annotation, cellular component: nucleus. The record is from RefSeq and is a predicted model, not a curated record.
GAGAGAGGAGGUUCUUUCUAUCUUCCCUAAUCUUUGGCCCCAAUUCCAUUCUCUCUGAUCGGAUUCGGGAGUUUCCAGUAGCUUCCGAUUCUGUUUCUGUUUCUUCUACGUCUGUGAAUUUUUUUGAUUUUGUUGCGUAACUUAUGCUCGGUUUUUUCACCGUCGGUGAGUUUUAUACCGGUCCGCGGCGGUUUCCGGUGGAGUGUUUAGCUCGGCAACGGAUCGGUUUCGUUAGGGUUUAAUGUGUGAGUAGUUUGAGCCGUUCUAGGAUUUUUGAGUUUUGGUGGAAUUAAAUGUGAGAUUGGCCAAUUUUGAAUUUUGAGAGAGAGAUUAAUGAUGGAGCAGAGCGAAACGGUUUCCGGUACGGCGCCGAAGAAAUUGGCGAGGCAAUUGGAUUUCACGGCGCCGGUUCAGCCUUCCGCCAACGCUGCGUUGCCGGAGCGGUCUGGACCGGCCGCGGUUCAGCUACAGCAGCAGCCGGUGCCUCAGCCGCAGAUGCAUCAUCCGCGGGCGCAUCCACAGACGCAGCCGUGGGUACAGCUACAGUCACAGUCGCAGCCGCAGCCGCAGCCGGUGCAUAACUCACCGGCGCAGUUGGCGUUACAGUCGCAGCAGCAGGGGACGGUGGUGGCGCAAUCGCCGAAGCCGUAUCUGACGCAGGCGGUUUUGCACUUUCAGGCGAGGCCGGUGGGGCCGACGAUGCCGGUGAAUGGCCGGAUUGCGCACUUGCCACCGAAAUUGGGAAGAUAUGAGUCUCCUAAGCCACGCGCACGCAGCGAAGCGAAAGAUAGUACUCCAAAGAAGCAAAAGCUGUGCAAUUGUAAAAAUUCGCGGUGCCUGAAGUUGUACUGUGAGUGCUUUGCAGCUGGAAUUUAUUGUAAAGGUUGCAACUGCAUAAAUUGUCAUAAUAACGUGGACCAUGAAGCUGCUAGGCAGGAUGCGGUUGGAGCAAUUCUAGAGCGUAACCCAAAAGCAUUCAGACCAAAGAUUGCUAGCAGUCCACAUGAAUCUCGCGAUUCUUGGGAAGAUGCUGGCGAGGUUCAAAAGCACCACAAAGGAUGUGCUUGCAGGAAGUCUGGGUGUCUCAAGAAGUACUGUGAGUGCUUCCAAGCCAAUGUUCUAUGUUCUGAAAACUGUAAAUGCAUGGACUGCAAGAACUUUGAUGGAAGUGAAGAAAGAAGGGCUAUCUUUCAUGAAGAUCACAAUACGGUAGCCAACGUGCAACAGGCAAAUGCAGCCAUUAGUGGGGCUGUUGGAUCCUCGGGGUUUGGGCCUCUGGUUUCCAGACAAAGACCGAGUGACGAACUUUUUUCUGGCAUUGGAGCCAGAGAUCAGUCAGCUCACCGAAUUACACACACUCAGCAGGAAAAUCACUUAAGACCUCCUAUGGCCUCUUCUUCUCUGUUAUCUGUUCCUACUUCUGUUACUCCUAUUGCUGCAGUACCAGGAUCUUCAAAACCCACUUACAGAUCUAUGUUGGCAAAUAUCAUCCAACCUGAGAACAUAAAGGAUCUGUGUUCACGUUUGGUUGUAGUUUCAGGAGAAGCUGCAAAAGCAUUUGCAGAAAAUAGGCAAAAAGAGACGGUUGAUAAGACUACUACCGUUUCAGCCACUGGAGAGGGGAAAGAAAGUAAAACGGAACAGGAUCAAAAUUCUGCACAUGGUAGAGAUGGCAGCAGUGGCUCUGGAUCAGAUGGAGGUGAUGCGCAAAAUAGUAGGCCAAUGUCCCCUGGAACGCUUGCUCUGAUGUGUGAUGAACAAGAUAAGAUGUUUAUGGCAGCUGAGCCGCCAAAUGGAAUAACGACUAAUAGUCAAAGCACAACUCAGAAUCCAUCUCAGGAAAUAGGUUGCACGGAGGUUUAUGAAGAGCAGGAAAGGGUUGUCCUCUCAGGAUUCAGGGAUUUCCUAAACCUGCUUAUUACUCGUGGUAGCAUAAAAGAAACAAUGUGCUCUCCUGUAGCCAAAAGGGAGAGGGAAAUCCAAAAGGAUUCUGUAGAGGUUGGAACCCCAAAGAAUCCCAGGUACGAGAAAGUGACAUACAGCAAUGACAUUGGGAAAUCUCCUGCUUCCACAAAUGGUAAAGUGCUUCAGUCAGUUGUCAAUUAUGUCUCUGGAGUUGGAUUGCCCUUGAAAAAUAAUACUGGGCAAUAA